GUCUUGUUUAUUAAUCGUUUUGUGUCUUUUUUCUCAUAUAACUUUAACGUCAGGUAUCAUGGAUGUGUUAGCUGCUUUUGUAGCUUAUUUGUUUCCCGCAAUUCUUAAACCGGAUGGUUUAUUGCCUUUUGAUCCUAAACCUUUCAAUGUUGCUGUCAGCCACCGGUAUGUAAAGUAUCAUUGCAAAGUACAAACAAUAUCAAUGUAUUAAGUCAAAGUUACUUUCAGGUUUGAAGGCAGAUUUCAGACAAACUCUGUAUGGGCAGCACAUCGCGUCCGAAGUCACACUAAAAGCUGUAUCGUCGUUCAUGGCUGACAGCAAUCCCAAUAAACCGCUGGUCCUGUCUUUCCAUGGGACAGCAGGGGUAGGGAAAAAUCAUGUUGCUAAAAUCAUCGCAAGAAACAUUUAUGAAAAAGGAGACCAGAGCAUGCAUGUUAGCACAUUUAUAUCUGAGCUUCAUUUCCCACACGACCACUUGACCGACCAGAACAAUGCAAAGCUAAAGGAGUGGAUUCAUAAAAGAGUAUCAAGUUUCCCUCACUCCAUGUUCAUAUUUGAUGAAAUGGACAAGAUGAACCCAAAGCUUAUUGAAACCAUAAAGCCAUUUCUGGACUACAACUCCCAUGUAAAUGGAGUGUCAUACCGCAAUGCACUCUUUAUUUUUCUCAGUAAUGCAGGUGGACAAGUGAUCACAAACUUGACUUUGGAUUUCUGGAGAAAUGGCAAAAAAAGAGAAGAAAUACAGAUAAACAGCAAGGAACUGGAGACGCAGAUUGUUCAAAACGUCUUCAAUGCUAAAAACAGUGGAUUUAGGCACUCCAGUCUCUUGGGUCAGCAUCUGAUUGAUCAUUUUAUUCCUUUCCUACCUCUGGAACUGAAGCAUGUGCGUCAGUGCGUCCUGUCUGAAAUGGCCCACCUGAACAUGACCGAAGACUUUGAUCUGGCUGACAGAGUGGCCAGAGACAUGCCUUUCUUUCCUCCAGAGGAGAAAAUCUUUGCUGUUAAAGGCUGCAAGUCAGUCAGACAGAAGCUGGCGCUUUAUGCUGAUGAUUAGAUGAAAAAGACUUGAGCUGCACUUUUUGUCCACAUUGUACUGUUUCUGAUUAGACUGUUGUUUUAUUAGCUGACCGACAAUGAAGUAUGACAUUUUUUGCUUUUUAAUAUUUCAGUGUUGAUAAGUUACCUUGCUUAGUCUGGAUUUAAAGCUGUGUAAUGUCUGUGUCUAGUGUCACCAAGUGGAAUUUCAAUAAUAAUCGCUGUUUUCAAACAGUUUUCAGAAAACUUCCCCAUCUUUCAUUGGCUGUUCAAAGAGAUAUUUCCGCCCCAUACACACGCCAUUGGUCGAGUCAGUGUUGCUGUUUCAAGCUGGCUUGUUUUUGUUUUCUUUUUCAUGCCUUACACUUUUUUUUUUUUUUAAAGAAAGUACACAACUUAUAUAUGGGAGUUUCUUCAGCUUUGAGCACUUUCAGCUCUGUGAAUUUCUAGAAGAAAUAAAAAAUUAUACCCUCAAUAUUUUAUUUAAUUUGUCUACUAAAAAUGUCCAACAAUGUGUGUACAGGCAUCACAGGAGAUUUUUCAUUUUUUUAUGAAAAUGAUGAAAAUUCCCAUCACAGUGUCAUUUCCAAUACAUCUCAACUUCUGUAUUGUGUUUAAUAGAAUGGCCGACUCCUUUGUAUUGCUAAGGCUGAUUUCAUGGCUAACAUUUUAUUUCUCCUACAUGCACACAAUUAAAUAAUAUUUUCACUCUUUAUACAUACUUUGGCAAAGGUAUGGCUUGACUGGAAAUGAUGCCCUAUAAAAAUAAUAAUAAAAAUAAAGUAAUAUUUACCUUGAAUUUUCUUUGCUUUCUUCAAACAUCAUCUGUCUCACAUUUUAU
Messenger RNA from Myxocyprinus asiaticus (Chinese sucker), 1877 nucleotides. RefSeq names its product torsin-1B-like. Gene Ontology annotation, molecular function: kinesin binding; ATP binding; ATP hydrolysis activity. The transcript is spliced from 5 exons. Gene Ontology annotation, biological process: nuclear membrane organization; protein localization to nucleus. The coding region runs from base 309 to 1055 and encodes 248 amino acids. The record is from RefSeq and is a predicted model, not a curated record. Lineage: Eukaryota; Metazoa; Chordata; Actinopteri; Cypriniformes; Catostomidae. Gene Ontology annotation, cellular component: nuclear envelope; endoplasmic reticulum lumen; endoplasmic reticulum.